UUUUAUCUCCUUCACAAAUCGCCAUUUUUUCUCUAGGGUUUGUGGACUGAGAGAGAGGGAGAAGAGUAGCGGACAGUCUCUCCAUCUUCAUCAAUGGCGCCAAAAGAGAGAAAGCCCAGGGUUUCGAGAAACCCAGAUCUGAUACGUGGUGUGGGCAAGUAUUCGAGGUCGCAGAUGUACCACAAGCGCGGUCUUUGGGCUAUCAAGGCUAAGAAUGGUGGCGCUUUCCCCCGGCACGAUCCCAAACCGGCGGAAGCCAAACCGGUCGAGAAGCCGCCGAAGUUCUAUCCCGCCGAUGACGUUAAGAAGCCCUUGAUCAACAAGCGCAAGCCAAAACCCACCAAGCUCAGGGCAAGUAUUACUCCUGGGACGGUUUUGAUUAUCCUUGCCGGGAGAUUUAAGGGGAAAAGAGUUGUUUUUCUGAAACAACUUCCAUCUGGCCUACUGCUUGUUACUGGACCCUUCAAGGUUAACGGUGUUCCUCUAAGGCGAGUGAACCAAUCUUAUGUGAUUGCAACUUCCACCAAGGUUGAUAUUUCUGGUGUAAAUGUUGAGAAGUUCGAUGACAAGUAUUUUACAAAGGAAGCUGAAAAGAAGAAGAAGAAGGGAGAGGGCGAGUUCUUUGAAGCAGAUAAGGAGGAAAAGAAGGCACUUCCGCAGGAGAAAAAAGAUGACCAGAAGACAGUUGAUGCCCCGUUGAUAAAGGCUGUUGAAGCAGUCCCUGACUUGAAGGCGUACUUGGCUGCUAGGUUCUCUCUCAAGGCCGGCAUGAAGCCCCAUGAGCUUGUUUUCUAGAGGAAACUCCGGAUAUUUGUUCAUUUUGGUCUGUCAGUAGUCAGAACUUUUGUUUUUCAGUUGUUACUGUUUGUAGUCACUUAUUUUUUUAUGUUUUAACAGUUUUAAGCUUGCAAGACGCAUGAUGUUAAUUUUUGAUGAGUGGACGAGAUGAGUCGUGAUUCUCAUUGUGGCUAUAGCUGUGGGAGUUAAUUCAAUCAUUCUAUUAAUACCA
Nelumbo nucifera (sacred lotus) is the source of this 1009-nucleotide messenger RNA. Its product is annotated as large ribosomal subunit protein eL6. Gene Ontology annotation, biological process: ribosomal large subunit assembly; cytoplasmic translation. Gene Ontology annotation, molecular function: RNA binding; structural constituent of ribosome. Gene Ontology annotation, cellular component: cytosolic large ribosomal subunit; ribosome. The record is from RefSeq and is a predicted model, not a curated record. NCBI's taxonomy places the organism in Eukaryota, Viridiplantae, Streptophyta, Magnoliopsida, Proteales, Nelumbonaceae.